UUUAAUUUUCUCUCCUUAGUAACGGCUUGACAUUUAGGUUUUGCUUGUAAACAAAAGCUGUCAAACCUGUAUGAUUUUGCGGUAUGGAAAUAUAUACGCAAUUUAAACAAAAUGGGUAUUUCACAGCGGAUCUCUAUCAUUUAUUGUUUAAUAAGAAGAUUGUGGACACCGAGCAAGUGAUAAUCCCAUCCGAAUAUGAAGAGGAAAUGAAUCUCAGUACCCAAGAACGAUUGCGAACCCUUCACAAAGUAGAAGUGGACAACAUAGUCAGCGUGGGUGCUAAACACAACCCAGCCAGUGUGAUCUUAGAGUUCACGCCGAAGCUUCUCGUAUUUCAGAACUUUAAACCAAAUGAGAAAAUCACUGCGAAGUUUUCCGUUAAGAAUAUUAGCACGGCAUCCACACACCUGAUCAUGAUAUACAAGGAGUCUUCAUUGAUGUCCGUGAAGCUGGCUGGCGGGAAGCUGCUGUCGCGGCUGGCGCCCGGCAUCAGCGUCACCUUCAAUGUCGUCUUCCGACCCGACACGCUCACGGACUUUGCGCACAAGGUCACAUUUAGCACCGAUAAGGACCAGUAUGUGUUGCCUAUUUUUGCUAUGGGUCCUAGGCCUUGGUUUGACUUCCCUGAUGAGAUUAUCAUACCAGCAGCGCCGUUAAAAGUCGAAAAUCAUGUCAAUGUGUUAGUGCAAAAUAUUGGUUUAACGUCGGCUGGCUUCAAGUUGGACACUAAAUGUCCAUUUUCAACUCAACCGAAAUCAGUCUAUUUGAACCCAAACGAAAAAGUUGAAAUAAAAGCAAUUGUUAAAACAAUGCGCCAAGGACACAUAGAAGGCUCGCUAUUCGCAUUGUUUGAAACAGGCGAAAUAUUUAAAAUAAGACUUAUCGGAUCAACAUUUCUGGUGAGCGUUCAGCUUGAGAAACAGGUGGUCAGGUUUCUGGAAACGUACAAGACGAUGGUGCGCCAGCAAACCUUCAAGAUUACCAACACAUCGGAACACCUUCUCACCUACAUGUGUAUGAAAAAUGAAGAUGUCAUACACGAUUUCGACGAGAAAUUGAAACUAGCACAUGUACUUUACGAAUUUAAAAGUAGCGAAUUAGCGAAGUGCCAAAAACUGGUAUACUACGAUGUUCUAAACAGUGACGAACACGCCCGCGUGUAUACUCGGAUAUUCUUUGACCAGAUACAUUCUCUCGUAGCCGAUGAAUCAUUACAUUUCCAGGACACCCAUUUUUCUAUUACACCCACUGAAGGAAAACUAUGGCCAAAUAAAUCGACAGAACUGACGAUAACCUUCAACCCUCAAGAAAUAGGAGAGUUUAAAGCCGUGGCCUAUUUGGACAUAGACGGCGCACCAGACCGCAUGCCGCUUACUAUGGUCGGGACGUCUCUGCCUCCGGAAAUUGUUCUCAAUUUGGAAACCUUGGAUAUGGACCGUGUUUAUAUAAAUAAGAAGUACAAUUUGGAAAUACUGGCGAUGAAUAAAGGUCACAUAAACGGUGUGGUAGUAUACCAGGACACGCCGACACUGUUCGGCAGCCGCGUGACGUGCUCGCCCGCCCUGCGCUGCCUGCGUCCCGGCGAGCGGGCCAUCUUCGUCGUCUCCUUCUGCAACUCCAACCAGGGACCGUACUUUGAGGAAGUCAACUUCCUCAUACGCGACACUGAGGUGGUGUUGAAAUUAUAUUUGAAGGGAGAAGUGAUAUACCCUUCGGUAAGGUUUAGUAUACCAAGUUUGGACUUUGGGACUGUCAGCCUUGGAGUACCGACAACCUUAGAAUUUGAUGUUAUUAAUGACUCAAUUGUGGAUGUGAGUGCAUCAGUAAAAAUUUCAUCUGAUGGUCCGGAAGUGAGCAGUAUCAUAUUGGUUGACUACGCUUUGGCGGAAUUGCCAAAGCCGGAAAUUCCUCAUUGGCCGAGAGAAUUUGACAUACAACCAGCAAAAAUCAAUUUGGGGCCUGAAUCCAGAUUAUCUCUGAGAGUCACGUUAACUCCAAAUUUGAUACGAGCAAAUCAGACAUCUCUCGAAUUGGAGCUAGAGAAAUCGGACAGUCCUCCAAUUAUUUUACCAGUGACUUUCGACGCGAGAGUUCCCGAGAUCACUCCCGCUCCAGACAUAAACCAGCGAGCAUGUUUCUUAGAUUUUCCUUAUCAAUAUGAAAUACAAGUUCAAGCGAAUGAGAUAAAAGGAUACUACACUCUUAUAGAACAGGAAGAAGAGACGACGUUACAGGUAAUAGUCGGUAAUAAAGAAGGAUUUAUAGAGCCUCACAGUAUUAUUACCUUUCCAGUUACUUUAAGAACAUGCGCUCUUGGUGUUCAAGAGUAUAUGAUCAGGAUACAUCUGUUCGGAAUGUCAAAGCCCGUGGACAUAUGCCACGUGAUAGAGUGUGGAAUCCGGCCGAUCGUCACCUGCACUCCUCUGGCUCUGCACUGGGGCCAGGUGAAGUUGCUCAGCAGAACGCGGAAGACCGUAACUCUGAAUAAUGAUUCGCCGGUCGUCGUACAUUUCAGAGCCUCGGUGUUAAACCGUGACGGCAGAUGGCAGAUCCAGCCCAGCGAGGGACAUAUCGACCCCGAGAACGACACAGAAUUAUGUCUUACGCUCUAUCUGGUCGAUGCUGAGACGUAUGUCAACAAGGCUGUGAUUCAGUUAGAAAGAGUUAAGGACAUUUUUAUCCCCCUGUCAGCCACCGGAGUGGGAACAAGCAUUGUAGUUGGUGAUCUACGAGAUCGAGUACUUCUUGGGCGAAAUUUUACGAAUGUUCCACUCGAUUUUAAGGUAGACAUGGAAAAUAAAGGAACGCGCAUGCAUGCUUUAGAAUGGAGCGAAUAUUACAAAGCACCCAAGACGCAACCGCGAACUGCUGGAUUCUUUGAUCUGGAACCCCGAGUUUUCAAAAUGGCUGCUGGAGAAAAAAUGGAAUUGACAAUAACAGGCGUUUCUCGUAAAGUAACGACUGUUAAGGAAAUGUGGUACUUAGUAGGUAGCGUGGAGGGCGUAAAUAAAAAGGAACUUUUAUUGGAGUGUGAAAUUAUUGCCGAAUUUGUGGAUCCAAAAAUAGAGGUGUCGACAUCACUCUUAGAGUUACGAUAUGAUUUUGGACCAUACAGCGAGUACUAUAAAUUAACUGACAUAGUAACAAUUAAAAAUGUGUCUAAAUUAGUUUUGGAUAUGGAUAUAAAUGUUAAACAUCCCUUCGCAAUUAUCAAAAAGAAGAGUACGUAUAAGGUUGCGAAGGAGGAGGAAAACACGUGUGCCUGCAUCUGUUAUCGAGAGAGUGAUUUAGAUGUAGCCAAUAUCCUCAAAGUUGGAGCCAAGCAAUCAAAAAUAUUCAUAGACUAUUUAACAACAAAACCAGUAGAACCAUUAAGAAAGGGCCCGCUCAACUUCUUUCAAGAUAUAAAUAAAAUUAAAAUGGCAUUUAAUUUAACCCAAAAUGUUGAAGAGCGUCUAGAAGAUCAAGAAGUUAUGAAGUUACACAUUUUGUUUGAUACUACAAAACACAUGAAUUUGAAAUCUAGAAUUUAUAGUGAUACCAUGAGAAUUCAAUUCAAAGGGCAUAAAAAUAAGGAUGCUGUUAAAAUAAUUGGAAGAAUAAAUUUUCCUAAUAUAUUAGUUACCUCGCCACGGAUAGACUUUCAAUGUGUUGUAAAUAGCAGCAUCGAGAGCAAAAUAAUACAACUUCAAAACCUUACACCGCUGCUAGUAUGCUUCAGAUUUCAAUGGAAAAAGUGUGUCAUUAGUACUAAUGUCAUGCCUGAAAUACCUGAAGAGCAGUUACCGUGUAAAAAUGGCGAUAUCAAUACUUCAUCAUAUUAUUAUGAGACAGAUACGGGGUUUACAAAACCAGGAGGUUCGUAAUAGUUGUUUUAAACUGUACAUGUAGUAUUUUGCACGACCUUAGUAAUCCAAAUUUUUUUUAUAGAUAAACUUAUAGAGAUCAUGGGUGCCGGAUAUCGCGCUCCAUUGCACUCUACAAAUAGUCCAAAUGAAACAUUGGAAAAAAACGACCAAAAAUCAUCUGCUUUAACAUCAAACAUUCAGGCCAGUGAGGCAAGUGCUGUUAUUCCUGUACCCGGAGAUGUGAAUAUAACUAGCACCAAAAUAAUUCGAAAAAUCGCUCCAAUGAUACCUUUUCAAUACAACAUGAAUUUUCCUUGGAUUUGGAAAUUCCGUAAAUUAGAUCAUGGCAAUAAAAUAGACACAAACCGAUUGCUAAGAGUCACGCCAUUUAAAGGACUCAUGAAACCCAAUGAUUGUCAAAAUAUUCACAUCACAUUUAUUCCAAGUUGGAAUGUAAACGUCAAAGCUGUGCUGGAAUGCGAAGUGUUAGGAGGACCAUCGGAGUUUAUUAGUGUGACAGGCCAAGCUUCAGAGUUAAAAUACAAUAUCAAUAGUAAUAAGUUGAAUUUCAAAAUCCGAUCUUUCCAUGAAAAUCAAACUGAGUUAUUGAUUUUAACUAAUACUGCACGAUUGGGUUUUGAAUAUAAGACGUAUUUGAAUGAACCAACGUUCGAGACUGAGCUCAACGGUACAAUACUAGAUUUGUUGCCUUCAGAAAGCACUUUACAGUCCGAGGAGAAGAAAGAGAUAAACGUUGUGGUUCGACCUGGUGUGCUAGGUUACUUUCACAGCGUGUUUUUGUUGGAGGUAGGGUAUCUACCACACAUCCCCAUUGAAGUGUUUGGCUGGGGGGUAAUUCCUCAGGUGUAUCUUUCAUUACCGAGGCCAGACAUUGUGAAUCUACAACCUGAAACAGGUUAUUUGGCCAUCCCAACUUUGACUGAGGAAUACUUAGGUGCUGUAAGCGAAAUAUUCCGUCUCGCCACUAAAGAUCGCGUAAAUACAUCACCUAUGACGGACGGCUGUUUUAACGAUCCUAAUUUGCAACAGGAUUGGCACAUUUGCUCAGAUUGGGAUGGUUAUCCUUCGAAUAUGGAUAUUGACUUAGCAGUUGAGAGAAUGCUGGUGAUCGAGCACAUUAAAUUGCGCCCAGAAAUAUUAGUGGCAUAUUCCACAAAAACAAAGAUAGGUCCUAUUCCUGGAUUUCUAACAACACCGUACCUCGUCGAUUUCGGAGUUGUUAUUACGGGUAGCACGGUUCAAUGCGUAGUAGAAGUAAUCAACUACGGCCCGAUAGACACGAAGCUGCAUUUAGCCAAACCGGUAGACUUGCCAAGUUGGCUGGGGUUGAAGUUGUGCGGCAAGUUGAACCCGGGCGACAGUGGUAAAAUGGAAGUCACUUUCUCACCCACCUUAGAAGAUUUCGAUGAAUUGGAACAAGAUGUUGAAAAUACUUUCAAAAUAGAGGUACUUUAUGGAAUCACAAUUCCCGUUAAAGUUAAAGCACUUUGUGCUGUCCCUUACUUGGCAUCAAACGUCGAGGCUAUAGACUUUGGGUCAGUAAGAUGUGGUGACAAAAUAAUUAACACAAUAUCUUUAAAGAAUGUGGGCAAACCAACAUGUAUCUGGUACGUCACAUUGAAACUUAAAGUUCAAGGACAUAAUCCUAUGACGGUGCUGGAUAAUUCUGGAAAAUUUGGACCCGGUGAGGGUGGAUGGCUCAGCAUAGCUUUUAAACCAGUCACGGAAAUGGUAUAUGAAGGCAUGUUAUUAUUUCGGUUCCACAUGAAUCCCAGGAAAAUGGCAAUACCAGUAAGAGGGGUUGGCAUAAUACCUCAAGUCCAUGUGAUCGGAGGCAAGGUUGCUUUCCCUCCAACGCUGCCGUGGGCAGCAACAACUGACAACUACUUCGGCCUGACUAACCCCUGCCCGUUUCCUAUAGAACUUAUAUUCGCACAUAGUGAUCAAAUCUGGACUACAGAGGAAGAAAUGUAUCAAUUGUUAUAUAGAUACUACAACAAACCGGAAGAAAUGCUUGUUCCUGCAAUAACGCCUGGCGCUGGCAUGCACAACGAAAUAAUUGACUUCUAUAGUCAAUUUAAAGAACGCGUUAAGAAUCAAAUGGAGGCGGAAGCAAUUGCUAGAGGAAAAACAGCAUCUGCUGCGACUAAGAAGCCCCCUAAAACGCCCAAAACGCCCAAAACAGGAAAACAAAAUACGAGUAUAUCGCCCAAACAGGUCACAGAAAUUGUACAAAGAAAAUUUAGAUCUGAAAUCGAAAUUAUAGCAGACGAAAUAAAAGCAUUAAAAGAUAACGGCAGAGAUCCACUAAAAGAAUGCUUGGAAGCAUUUGAUCACAGUCCCAGUAACGAAAACGAAGUACGAUCCAAAGGACUCAUUGUUUUUGUUCAUGGCUCUCCGGGUGAAGAAUUACAAUCACAAGAAAUUGCAUACACGAUUGGUAUGAGAUUAGGCAUACCGACAGUUAACAUUGACAUGUGUAUGGUAGAAGCAUUAUGCUGUCUUGAUACUGAAGCCAAAAUAAUAAUUAAAAGUGCUAUGGACGAAGCAUUCGAUAUAUAUACAAGAAGUAGUACGAAAGACGAUGAAAUACAAAACGAACAAGCAGACAUAGGUGGUGAAACGGAAGAUGAAUUUGAAAUGAUGUUAACAAAGUUUCGAGCCUUAACGAACAGUAAAAACAUGACUACACCUCGGUCAAAAGCUGUUGAUAAAAAAAAGAAAGAGGGCAAUGUAGCGGAAGCAAUGGGAUCUUCGACGAUGUUUCAACUGGACUUAACACUAGAGCUACUGGCAGACUUCUUUGCUCUGCCGAAAUUCAAUCGAGGGUUUGUCGUAGACUCAUUAAAGAGUUUUACAUUCAACCAGCCAGCGAUAGCGCUUACAACAGUUAUUAAAAGCAAGCACUGCAUACAGAACAUACACUUGAUACUAUGUCAAUCAGAAUUUAGCAAUUGGGCGCAAGCAUAUGAAGAAACUCAACAUGAAAAUGAAUUGUUAGAUGAACCAGUGGAGAAAGUAUAUGGGGAGGCGGAGAUAGUCGAGAUCGUAAAAGAAAUUGAUGAAAUGGACGGCGAGGAUUAUGAAAGCUUAAAUCCGGAGUUUAGAUCUCUAUAUGUCACCCAUGGUUUGGAAACAAGAAGGAAAAAGUUUUUGGAGAAGACUGGGUAUAUCCUGAAAACGGUGAAAAAUAAAGAUACUACUCCUAAAAAUACGUGGUCGGCAGUUCUCGUAAAAAGUUCAACAGUUGAUCACAAAAAGACAAAAAAAGAUGAAAAGGGUGCGAAAAAUACAAGCGAAUACACGGAAAUGCUUAUGAAAUACAACGAGUAUUACAAAUUGACAUAUGAUAGUUUACUUACUAUUGCCAACAAUUGGUCAUUCGAAGAAGGUGCCGUUGGAUUCCCAUUGUACGGUUUAAACGGUCAUAUAUUGACUACAGUGCAGAAAAAAACAAAGUUGAAGUCCGAAACGCAUAUCACACAGUCUAUUACGGAUGAUAACGAAGUUCAAAGAGGAUUUCCAUUAACUCUGAUAAUGUGUCCCUGUCUACAUUACAAAGAAGCAUUGGUGAACAUGUUUAAAAAUAUGCCUGUAUUUCGUGAAGCAUUAAACGAUGGGGAUAGUGAUGACGAAGACAUUCUUCAAUGUUCGAUGAAAAGGAAAGAAUUUACAGUACUGCUACCAAAAACUAUGCCUUACAUUCAUCAUGAACUACCCCUAAAGUGGUGCUUUUUGGACGAAUUACCGGUCAAGAAAUGUGAAUGUAAUCAAAUUACUGACAUAAAUCUUUUGGAUGAUACGACUCAAGAUAAUGUUAUAAAUAUCUUGACAAAAUGGCACUGUAUGUGUGGUAAAAAGGUGACAUCAUCUUCGACUUCGACUAGUGCAGUUCCUGGUCCGUUUGAGACUCGUGAAAACUUAAGUAUGGAAAAAAGUGAAGAGUCAUACUACACUACCCCAUUGCCAUUGCAUAGCUUGAAUACUGUUCCAGCUUCCGAUAAACGCAUAGUAUUGGAGCCAGGUGACCUGGUGCGGUGCAAGUAUUCCUUCAGCCCACAAUGGGAAGGCCACUUCAGCGUGAAGCGGUUCGUGGAGGUCAGCGGGUGGCCGGAGUCGAGGGUUGAUAUUCACGUUACUGGCAUUUGCGACUUGCCGAGAAUAGACAGCAGACCCAAGAAAAUGUUUGCAAAUUUUGUUAGAAGAGCAAACUUUGAAGACAACGUGUAUAAAAUCACCUAUUUAGAUGACUUUGAUUUAUUUGAGUUCGGACCAAUUUUUGUUGGACAAAACAGAAUAUAUGAAGAAGCAUACACAAUUGAUUUAAAGAAUUCUUCAUUGAUCACUGCGGACAUUGUAAUUGAAUUUGCUGAACAGACCAACGUUUUCGAUCUGGACAAAACUUUUAUAAGUCUCGAACCCGGCUGCCGCGGAAAGCUGACGGUGACAGCAGCUCCGACGGAGGUGGGUGUUCAUCAAAGCGUGCUGCUCUUCUGUGUGAAGGACAACCCUGAGAUCGUUACCGUGCUCAUACAGUGCAGCGGCGUCGUGCCCAUCUUGGAAAUAUUGCCGUUGACUAAGAAUAUUGAUUACGGGAAGCUUUUAUUAUAUCGGCGAGAAGAUGAUAGAUUUAUUGUUAAAAAUGACUCAAUUUUGCCAAUAAUGUGGAAAGUGCGAAAUGCUGAAGAGUUUGCAGAAGACUUCAUAAUUUCUCACGCAUCAGGGAUCGUGCCCAGAUAUGACAACCAAGUGGUUCCAAUAACUUACAUCGCGUGUAGAGUCGGUGUCAUUUCACACAUGAUAUUGAUCAUAGACAUAUACGACGCCGAGGGACGCGGCAAUCCCAUGGUUGUUGACCAGUUGGAACUGUCGGCGGAAUGCUACGACGUCAUGGUCGAGUGCGCCUACGAGGACCCGGUCGACACCUGCCUCAACUACGGCAACGUCAAAGUUAACUCCACCUACUCUAAAAUGAUGUUUUUACUCAAUCGCGGCAAAUAUAACAUUUACUACAAGUUGAAGAAAGUAAAGAAUUUCCCACAGCCGUCUCUGCUAAAAUCCUUCGAGGUGGUCCAAGAAAGCGGGGUUAUCCCAGUGAAUAUGAAGUUAGUGGCCAUCGAGUUCACCUGCACACCCACCACUUCCAUGAACCUGGUGAACGUGCCGGUCUACACGUGCUCGCUGCUCGACGGCUCUAAUAAACAAGUCGUGGUUGCCAAGUUCCCUGUUUGCAUCACUCUUGCAUCUUUCUAUAAUACAUUUACUCUGUUUCCACUGGGCGAGCUCAAUUUCAAUAUUAUUCCUAUUGGCACUGCUAUUAUGAAGGACGUGAUAUUAAAUAACACUAGUAAAUGUCCAGUUACAUAUGAGAUUGUGCUGCCAGAGGAGUACCAAAUAAGUGCCGAUCUAACGGUGAAGGUAAAAGAUAACAAGCUUAAAAACCCUCCAAUGAAAUGCGGCAACUUUUUAAUAUUGAAUGAAGAUAACUUGAUUGCCCCUGGAACUAGUCGCACAAUUCAAAUACAGUUUUACGCCAGCGGGCCUGGGGUGUUUAAAGAAACCAUUCAUUUUAUAAUAAGCGAUACGUGCCCAGCUGAGGCUUGUGGAGUACCACUUAGACUUGUCGGCAUUGGAGCCAUGCCAACUUUAGAUUUUUGGAACACUGAAAACACGUUCCGUGAACAAUUAAUUCUGAAAAGCCUGUCGGAUUAUAAAGUACCCGAGACAUCGCCGCAUUGCGUUUUUGCGGAAAAUUCUGUGACUCUUCACUUUUUCUGUGUGAACGUGAAUACAACGUUCACGGGACAGAUCGACCUUUACAACAAUGGAUUGGUGGCCAGUGCACUUACCAUAAAGCUCAUCCACGAACAGAAUGCCGAGGAAGGCAUCUUCUCUUUAGAUAAAUAUGAGACGGUCAUAGAGCCUUUACAACACAAAUGUUUGCGCAUCAUGUUUAGUCCUAAAGCUUUAAAGGAGUAUCGUGCCAUUUUAGAAAUCAAGUUGAAUCUCCUUAACAACCAGCAACAGUCAUUUAGGGUGUGCCUGAUGGGAGAAGGCGUUAUCCCGCGUAUAAAAAUGAUUUGGCCUCCGACAAGACAGUACAAAUGCUCGCUACUCCAAAUUCCCGUCACUUGCCUGGGCUCCAUCAGCAGUCGCGAAAUUCGAUUUAAGAAUAUAUGUUCAGUAAAUAGCACUGUAAUCAUGAAAAUACUCCAGUCAACAAUCGAAGAGAGGAAUGUAUUUUGGUUGUCAGCGGCUGCCAUUUCGGAAAAGAAUGUUAUUAAAAGUCGCAAACAUAAUAACGACAUGAGUAUUAAGUUAAGAUUGAAACCCGGUGAAAGAGCAGGCGUUGUUGUUCAUUACAACCCCGUCAAGAGAGGGCGGACAAGUUGCGAAAUUCAAGUAACCAUUAUUGACAACCCUUACGAGUAUUUCACGGUGUUUUGUGAAGCUGAAGGAUUUAUGGAAGACGUAAUCUUGAUUGGACUUGAAAUGUUAUCAAUGGAUGUCGACUUGGGUGCAAUACAGACUACUACAGACACGGAGUCAACUGCCUCGACCCUCGAUAGCAAAAAGAGAGUUGGUAAGAAAACUAAAUCCAGUGAAUCGAAAAAAAUCAGGUCAUUUACCAGCACGGUGGCCAUCAGAAACGAGCCGGCUUCUCUAAAGUAUGUUUUAGACUUCGGAGGGUGUGAAUUGAAUUUCAUGCAAAAAAGAUCGGUCAUCAUGGUUAAUAACUCGGAUAAAGUUUACAAAUUUAAAUGGGAAGCAGCCCAAUACUUGUUUGUUAAACCAUCAGUAGGAUACAUUUCACCGGCAGAAGAAAAGGACUUGGAAAUUGUGUUUUUCUCGAGUCAACCUGUCGCAGUGAAAAAGGAACUUAUGCUUUGUAGUUUAUCGGCUGUCAGCGACAACUCCCUAACACUGGACACCAAGGGACCCACAUGGGACAGCAGGCAAACGGUCACCACGUUUGACCAUAAUUGUGAAACGUCUGUAGCUGAAAGAGCUGAGCGAGUUAUAAAUGCACAGGAUAUUGAAACUCCUCUGGCACCGAUGGGUACUGUUAAAAUGAUAAUAAUGUAUUCUGUUACGACACGAUAUACUAAAUAUACACACAAUUUGAAGGAGGAAGUUUUACUAAGAGAUACGUUUAUAUACCAGAAAAGACAAUUCGAUUUUAAAGUGACAAACAGUGGUCAAGUGCCGAUGAAAAUUGCGUGGAGUUUCCAAAUUGACGAAGAUUUCCCCACGACCAUCGACAAAAACUUAAAUAAAAAGAAAGGUGAGGACAAUAAGAACAGUGCGGUUAGUAAUGAAGCAGAUGCUUCUCAUACUAAAGACUCCAGCAAAGAGACUUUGUUUAGUGAAAGUUUGGAGAGAUGCAGUGUAGACACCUGGUUCGAAGUCAAUUUACCUUUCAAAAUAGAACCAGCCAAGGAAUGCCUCCAGCCCUCUGAAAGUGUAGUUUUCACAGUUACGUUUUCACCUCUUGAUGCUUUCGAGUACAAAGUUUUACUGAAAAGUUCUAUUGAUAAUUUAGAUCCAAAUGAUCAGAACAUAUUCUGCAAGAUCGUAGCAAAGUCCCUGGUGCCAUAUUUCCACCUGGAUAUAGAAGAAAGCGAUUACUUGACAACCAGAAGGAAAAAAGAGGCUGGAGUUGCUUUGCCGGAACACAUUACUGUUAUGGAAUUCAAUGUGCUGGGACCAGGCUGCUAUAAAAAGUCAUUCAAUGUUAUAAAUCCUACAAACCAAGGAUAUGAGUUCACAUUCCAAAUGGUGGUUGACAAGAUAGCGGUCAUACCUUUCCACUGCAAUACGAUGACAGGAUACGUGGAAGGCGGUACCUCUUGUGAGGUUACAUUUAUCUUCGCUCCCAGUUCUCUAGGGGUUUAUGAAUCUCUGUGGAAAUUUUCGAUAUUACAAUGCAAUGUAUCUAUCUACUUACUGUUGGUUGGCUUGGUCAGAGAACCCAGCGUAGUGUUCGUGCCCACCAUUUUAUUAGUAAGGAACUCGUUAGUUGGGUUUAGUGUCACUGACACUGUGAUGUUGACGAAUAAUGAGAAUGAAUCCCUAGAAUUCGAGUUUAAAGGUAACUCGUUGUUGAAUGAGUCCGGUAAAACACCCGUGAUUAUGGAGCCGGAGAGUGGAAUACUGAAGCCUCGUUCGGCGACGCCGAUCAAGUUUAUUUACACCCCGGUUGAUGAAGGGCCCUUGUCAUUCAAGAUAUUUUGUGCCAUCACUUAUAUGACAAAGUAUUUGACUUUGUGCGUCAAUGCUCUAAGUCUCUCAAUAAGACCAAAAGUUACAUACUUUUUAAUCGGAAACGAGCAUGUACUUGAUAGCAAAGCUAUUACAAAUAUACAUUUGGAUCAGACUGCCUCAACAUACACAAGAACGUUGACGUUUAUGAUAACGAACGAGGGUUCAUCGACGUUCUUCUACGAAUGGCGCUACAACAGCUCGGCGGUUAAAAAGUACCUGACAGUAACGGUUGAGCCGCGAUCGGGGCACGUGGCGCCCGCGAGUCAGGCGGAGUGUACCCUCAGCUUUACUCUCAAAACUGUGCCGGUGCAAGCCUUUCCUGUGUCCCUUCUUGUUGUGGACGGACCGGAGUACAGUAUACUCCUCCACUCAGAAAUAGAAAAACCAAUGUAUCAUUUCUCCUGCAAGGAUAUAGAUUUUGGAACAUGCAUUACAAACGCGCCGGACAACACGUACAAGAAAAUCGUGACUUUUGUGAACGAUGACAAAGUUCCUAUUCUCCUGGCCUUGGAUUUUGAAACUCUGCCUGAGCUCCUCGUGGCCUACAAAUCCGUGCCUGCAAUCGAGCCCAAAGAGAAGGUUAAAGUGAAAAUAUACUUUCGACCGAAGCUAGUGACCAAGUAUGAUUUCCAGAUAAAGUUUUGGGUCAAUUCGCUUUGCGAAGAAAUUAUUACUGUUAAAGGAGAAGGUGUAAAGUGCCUUUUUGAUUUAUACGAGGGCUGCGAAAAAAAUUUCGAACUGGGAUCAAUAAAAGUGGGCUCUAAGACAAUUCGUGAGAUAGCGGUCAUGAACCACAGCAAAUUGGCCCUAGACGCCACUUUUAUAUUCAAGGAGAUAUACCCCUUGUCAGAGAAAGAGGAAACGGUUCAGUCGGAUGCGACUAGCAUGUGUCUCGAUCCCGGUAUUGCUGGUCCGGCUAAGGACUCGGGACCUUCGAGAACUCAAAUGGUGAAAAUAUACAACGAUGACAAGUUCCGAAAUCAACUUGCAAUGGACGUUCCAAACGCACUAGCGUCGUUAAAGGUCAUGCCUAAAGAAUGCAAGUUGCUGCCUUACAGAAAAGUCCCUUUGAAGAUUCAAUUUAAACCUGUCGGCAUUAUUAGCAAUUUUAACGUACAGCUGGUCAUGAAGGUGCUAAACAUCGAGCGGAUGCUCGUGCAGUUGAGCGGCAGCGCCACCGGCUUGAGCCUGUGUCUCAGCCAAGACUCGCUGCAGUUCGGCCGCGUGCGCAUCCAGGGAUGCAAGAUACUGAAGGUCAUGCUGCUGAAUAAAGGGGACUUCGGGGCCAGAUUUUGGUGGCAACCCUUGAUGUCUGACGAGUUUAGAAUUUCGCCGAUGCAGGGCCACAUCGCGGCUCGCACUAAUGUGACCUUCACGAUUACCUACAGGCCAAAAAGCCACAAUCCGUUUGUCAAAUUAUGGGCGUGUUGCAACAUUGAGAAUUACAAGCCACAGAAGCUAGCCCUGUACGCCGCCUGCUUGGAAGCGGGCGACGUGGCGGCCAAGACCAUGUUCCUUGAGUGUCCGGUGCGGGAGGUCCAGACUAGCUACGAGCGGGUUACGAACCCUACUGACGGGACAUGGCUGGUGCUAUCCGAGUUGCCUCCCGGACCAUUCUCCACGUUAGCUCAGUGUAACAUCGAACCCAAUUCGGUUUUCGACAUCCCGAUCUAUUUCAAGCCGAAAACUAUGGGAAGGCACGAGAACAAAGUGUUAUUUACAAAUUUGGGCGAGGGCGCACUCUUUAUAAGUCUAUUUGGCAUAGCGAUGCCGCCGAAGCCAAACGGAUUAAUAAAAAUCAAUGUUGCGGCCAAGGACUUUCACACGGAGCUGUUGAAGGUUCAUCAUAUCACCGAGUCCCCAGAAUCAUAUGUAGUGUCGACGGAGGUAGAGAAGGUGAUCCCCGAGAAGUUCGACUCUUUCUACGAGAUAAAGCACCCAGAGACCGUAAAAGUGUGGGGCGAGACGUACGCCACGUGCCGGUGGGACUACAGGUGUUAUGGCGAGUGCGAGAUGCACAUGAAAGUGAUGUUCGUAAACAAGGACACACGCGAGUACCAGUUCUACGAGAUCGUAGCCACCGUCACCCCAAGCAAGAUCGUGGAGACGAUCACGAUAACGUCAAAGGCGCGCGAGACAGUCCAGCGGGAGAUAAUUGUGCCCAACCCGUUAGCCGUGACGGUUACCUUCUCCGUCCGCUGCGAGCAACUGGACUGUCCCAAAAGUAUUGAAAUAGGAAGAGAAUCACAGGCGCCACUCUUAAUGUCCUACUCGCCAUUGGUAGUUGGCGAAAGCGAGGAGUACUUGGAGAUUUCCAACCCUUUCGUCGGAACAUACACGUAUAAGAUGAUACUGAAGUGCUUGCCAGCCAAGGCGAAGGAGCUAGAGAUAGACACGCCGAUCGGCACGCGGGUCCCGAUGAGGCUUCGAGUACAGAACGGGAGUCACGUCAAAGCGGUCUUUAUAAGCGAAGUUACCCAUCCAUCAAUCACGGCUGACAAAGAGUAUUCCCUGGGCGCGCUCGAAAAGGGCAAGUUCAUCGUGUGGUUCGAGCCGAUCGAAGUUGGGCUUCAACAAUGCACGGUCUCGUUCAAUUCGACGGACGCCGGAGAAUUCGUGUAUCACAUAAAGGGAAAGGCAAACGUACCAAAGCCCCAGGGACCCAUUGAAGUUAAGGCGGGUGGUUUCACAACGAUAUGGUUUAAAAACGUAUUCAUGGACAACAGAACGUUCAGGAUAACAAUCGAUAAACAGGAAUUUUACGUUAAAAAUCCUGUCGAAAUGAUACAAUCUAAAAAGGAGAUGAAGUUGUUAGUGUACCUGAGCGAUAAGUGGGUGGGCGGCACGCCGACUGGCUGCCUGACCAUUGAGAGCCUCGAGCCGCCGGAGCCGCGCGCUCAGUGGACUUACUUCCUGCAAGGAAUCCCGUGACUUUUCUAUUAUUUAUUUACUUCCCUAUUGUUAUUCUUUAAUAAAUAAAUUUGUAUUCUGCA
Cydia splendana is the source of this 15127-nucleotide messenger RNA. Its product is annotated as hydrocephalus-inducing protein-like. Lineage: Eukaryota; Metazoa; Arthropoda; Insecta; Lepidoptera; Tortricidae. The transcript is spliced from 79 exons. Gene Ontology annotation, biological process: axonemal central apparatus assembly; cilium movement. The record is from RefSeq and is a predicted model, not a curated record. Gene Ontology annotation, cellular component: axoneme.